CCUCCCAUACCUUUCCCCACUGCUUUCGACUCUUUAAAAGCUGCUGCCGGUCGUGUCUGGCAGCCUCAUUAUCCAUUUACCUUCGCUUGAAGGAAUUUCGAUCCACCUCUCGACACACUGCAGUCAGACGCUCUAACCUAAGACUCCUCAGUCAACAAGUCAGUUGUCCGAGACUGUUACUGCUAACAUUUAAUAGUUGGCAACUUUCAGAGUAAGAUGCUUCUGUAUUUAGACGUCCUGGCGCUGCUCCUCCUGCAGCCGGCUUUGUUGAGCUCAGCGGUGCUGACCACCCCGUCCAGAGGAUGUCCCACCUGUAAAUCACAGUCCACGCAGAGCCAGCCGACGGCAGAUUCAAAUUCCACCGCCCCGGCUGUUGGAGAACCAUGCGGGGUCUACACGGUGGGCUGCGCCGCGGGUCUACGUUGUGCACCUUCAGAGGAUGAGCCGAGGCCCCUGCGUGCCCUUCUGGAAGGCAGGGGAGUCUGCACCAAUGCCAGCGGCGUCGGACCGACUGAAAAUGUCCAGACUGUAGACCAAGCCACUACUGAGGAUCCAGAUGAGACGCCGUGUCGUAAACUGCUGACUUCACUUAUCAAAGGUCUUGAUGCCCAUGUGUUUAAGUUGCAUCACCAUAUGUACAUGCCCAACUGUGACAAACGGGGUUUCUUUCGGAAGAAGCAGUGUUGGUCGUCUCGAGGUAAGCGGCGCGGCAAUUGCUGGUGUGUGGAUCAGAACGGCAUGCCAGUCUCCUCCAGCACUAAACAGAGGGGAGGCCUGAGCUGUUCAAAUGCAUGAUGCCUGGACCGAAGCAGAGGAGGCUGGAGCUUCAUCACCGAUACGAGAUGAAGAUGAAGGAACACCAAUACAGAACGUAACUGAGCUCAAAGCAGACAGAAACAGCUCUCCAAAAAAAAGAAGCUGUUUCCAAAUCAGGUGUAACUUUGUAUGCCUGCGCCCUCUACUGAACAUAUUCAGAGUGUAAUGAUUAAACAUUACUGUCAGAUCAACUGAUAUGAGAUGUAAAAGAACACCAUAUCAAAUAUUUAUUGACAGGCGACUUUUUCCCCUGUAUAUAUAUGUAUGUUAUUUCCAGGCAUUGACCAGAAUCUUUAACAAUAUGAUUUGGAUCAUUGCAUCAUAAUUAUAUGUACGUUUUGUACUUUUUACGUUGAUUUAAUAACUGUAAUUGCUGUACAUAUUUCUAUAGAUGUAAUCCUAUUUAUGUUACAUUAAAUAUGAUAUUUAUAUUAAUAUUAUCUGAAUAAGGCAUUAUCAGUGGUUGGCCACUAGAGCAGCCAAGGUAUUAUUUUAAAAACCUGAAUUUCCAAUGCAGAAUUACAUGAGGGCAAUAUGAAGAAAAUGUGCCUCUUGAACACAAGAAUAAAUCUGACAUCCAGUCAAUAAAGCAAACAUGCUCACAAGAAA
This is a messenger RNA of Gasterosteus aculeatus aculeatus (three-spined stickleback), 1425 nucleotides long. RefSeq names its product insulin-like growth factor-binding protein 6. Gene Ontology annotation, molecular function: insulin-like growth factor I binding; insulin-like growth factor II binding; fibronectin binding. Lineage: Eukaryota; Metazoa; Chordata; Actinopteri; Perciformes; Gasterosteidae. Gene Ontology annotation, biological process: regulation of insulin-like growth factor receptor signaling pathway. Gene Ontology annotation, cellular component: extracellular region. The record is from RefSeq and is a predicted model, not a curated record.